AUGGCAGUCAAUGAAAUAUUCCAGUACUCCAUCAUCUCAGCCCUCAUGGACGGCGUUGCUUCCAAGGGCCUGCCCGUCUCUGACCUCAUCUCCCAUGGAAACCAAGGUCUAGGAACGUUCCGCUACAUGGUCGGCGAGAUGAUCAUCCUCGACGGAAAGCUCUACCAAAUGAAGUCGGACAACACCGUGACACCAAUCGACACGAGCCCAGCCUCCGACGCAGUCGCCCCCUUCGCCAUGGUCACCCGCUUCCAGCCCACGGCAACGAUCAAGGCCGCUUUCAGCAACAAAAAGGAGCUCUUUAAGCACCUCUCCCAGGAUUUCCCCGACUCGAAGAACUUUUUCCUCGCCAUCAGGAUCGAGGGUGUAUUCAAGGGUAUCACGGUGCGGACGGCCGGCGGCCAGAGCAAGCCCGGUGAGAGCCUGGUUGAGGUCGGCAAGCACCAGGCGUCGCAUACGUUUGAGGAGCCGGUGAGGGGUACCGUCGUUGGCUUCAGGUCGCCAGAGUAUACCAUGGGCAUCAGCGUCGCUGGUGACCACCUGCACUUCAUCACUGAGGACCGGACUCAGGGUGGACACAUUCUGUCUUUUGGUACGGACGGCGAGGUCGAGAUUGGUGCCGCGCAGAUUUCAAAGUGGCACGUCGAGCUGCCGACGAAUGAUCCAGAGUUCAAUAAGGCCGCUCUGGAGGGCGACAAGGAGGGCAUUGCUGCUGUGGAGGGUUAA
Molecule: messenger RNA, 726 nt
Organism: Colletotrichum fioriniae
Lineage: Eukaryota; Fungi; Ascomycota; Sordariomycetes; Glomerellales; Glomerellaceae
Biological process (GO): acetoin biosynthetic process
Molecular function (GO): acetolactate decarboxylase activity
Source: RefSeq, a predicted model, not a curated record